AUGGGCAGAGUCUCUAUUGUUUUAAUGUCCGAUAAGUUUUCAUUAUUUGAUAUCAAUGAAUUGAGAGUACUGAAUAAUGCGUUCCACGCCAACUUUACAAGUCUUAGAGCAACUGGUCGUCUUGGUCCUUCAUCCCUGGGCAUCUACUAUGUGGGGAAAGAUAAUGACAACAUGGUGAUUCUCAGGAAUGGGAUACAGUUCUGGACAGUUCCCUACACUGGAACAUACAAAAUCACUGCAGUUGAUGCAGCUGGAGGACAUGAUAAAUACGGCUCAACUGCUCGAGGUCGUGGGGCUUAUAUCAGGGGUGAAUUUAAAUUUCAGAAAGGAGAUGUCAUUAAAAUAUUGGUUGGACAGACAGCUGCAGUGAAUUCUGGGAGUUGGUCUUCAGGGGGAGGUGGCGGAUCAUUUCUAGCGACAUCGUCAAACACACCGCUUAUUGUUGCUGGGGGCGGGGUUGGCGUUGAAAAUCUCAGGAACAGAAUGGCAAACUGUGAUGCAAAUGCAAGAACAUCUGGAAGAAGAAAUCAAUGUGAACGCUCGUGUGCCAUUUGGUCUGGGGGGGAGAAUGGGAGUGGCGCUUCCCAAGCAGACAACGAUUACUCAGGUGGUGGUGGUGGUGGAUUUUACAGCAAUGGACGCAGCAGUUCUCAUUUUGGUGGUUCCUAUGGCCGAGGUGGGGAAGGAGGGAGAGGAUUUAUUCAGGGGAGUGCAGGAGGACGUGCUGGCACUAAUAAUGCUGUCGGUGGAUUUGGAGGAGGAGGAGGAGCAAAUGGAGACGGAGGAGGUGCAGGAGGAGGUGGAGGAUAUUCUGGUGGAGCAUCAGGAAAUAAUGAUAAUCAAUCUUGUGGUGGAGGAGGUGGUUCUUACAACGCUGGAAAGACGCAAGCAAACGUAGAAGACGUGAAUGAAAACGGAGAUGGUUAUGUCGAAAUAAAACGUGUUGUUUAA
Dendronephthya gigantea is the source of this 951-nucleotide messenger RNA. Its product is annotated as loricrin-like. The coding region runs from base 1 to 951 and encodes 316 amino acids. NCBI's taxonomy places the organism in Eukaryota, Metazoa, Cnidaria, Anthozoa, Malacalcyonacea, Nephtheidae. The transcript is spliced from 4 exons. The record is from RefSeq and is a predicted model, not a curated record.